AUGAUCACUUCAAACUUGGGGAUCAUUCAAAAAGAGUUGGUAAAAAAAAUUGGUGGCAUACCAUUGGUUGCACGAGUUUUGGGAAGGGCAGUAAAAUUUGAAGGAAAUGUUGAGAGAUGGGAGAAAAUGUUGAAAAAUGUGUUAAUAACUCCACUGCAAAAGGAAAAUUUUGUUUUAUCUAUAUUAAAAUUAAGUGUAGAUCGUCUACCAUCAUCUGCAUUGAAGCAAUGUUUUUCAUAUUGUUCAAUUUUUCCCAAGAAUUUUGUGUUUGAAAAACAAAAACUAGUUCAAAUGUGGAUGGCACAAGGUUUUCUUCGACCACAGGAAGGAAGAAAUGUGACAAUGGAAAAUGUAGGAGACAUAUACUUCAAGAUCUUGUUGUCGCACUGCUUAUUUGAAGGUGCUAAUGAAACAAGGACAGUAAAAUGUUAUAUGAUGCAUGAUCUUGUAUAUGAUAUUGCUAUGGCAAUUUCAAGGGAUCAAAAUUUGCAACUACAUCCUACAAAUAUAUUUGAGAAGGAACUUCAAAAUAAGGAGAUUCAAAAUGUUGCAGGUAAGUUACGCACGAUUGAUUUCAUUCAAAAGAUUCCUUACAAUGUAGAUCAUACACUUUUUUAUGUUGAGAUAAGGAACUUUGUUUGUCUGCGUGUUUUGAAGAUGUCUAGUUAUAAGUUAUCGAAGUCAAUUAAUCAAUUGAAACACUUGAGAUAUCUAGAAAUUUCAAGUUACUCAAUGAGAUUAAGAUCUCUAGAGUCUAUUGGUUCACUUCAUAAUUUGCAAACAUUGAAGUUAUUAGUCUCAAGUAUUGAAGAAUUUCCAACAAACUUUACAAAUUUGGUAAAUUUAAGACACUUGGAAGUCACUAUGAUUGAUUACAAGACGCCUUCACGUUUAAGUCAAUUGACUCAACUUCAAACGUUGUCUCAUUUUGCAAUCGGGUUUGAGAAAGGUUGUAAGAUUAGUGAAUUGGGUCCAUUGAAAAACUUGCAAGGUAGUUUGAGACUUUUUUGUUUGGAGAAAGUUGAAAGUAAAGAGGAAGCAAAUGGAGCAUAUUUGGUAGAUAAGGAGAAUUUAAAAAAGCUGUAGUUAAGUUGGAACAUGGAAAGAAAAAAUAACAACAGGUACAAUGAUUUGGAAGUGUUGGAAAGACUUCAACCAAACAAAAAUCUCCAAUCAUUAAUUAUCCACGGCUUUGCAGGAAGACGUUUGCCUAACAAUAUUUUUGUUGAGAAUUUAAGAGAGAUAUUUUUGUCUUAUUGUAAUAGUUGUGAAAAGCUUCCAAUGCUUGGACAAUUAAACAACCUAAAGAAACUUCAUAUUGUCGGCUUUCAUGGUGUCCAAAUUAUGGACAACGAGUUUUUUGGUAAUGAUUCAAACCAAAGAAGAUUCUUCCCAAAGCUUGAGAAAUUUUUAAUGCAGAAUAUGAUCAACUUAGAGCAAUGGGAAGAAGUAAUGACAAAUGAUGCAUGAUCUGAUGUUACAAUUUUUCCCAAUCUUAAAUGGUUGGAAAUAAUUAGUUGUCCCAAAUUAUUAAACAUUCCAAAAGUUUUUUAUGAGAAUAAUGUGCAACACCUUGAAGGAUUGGCUGUUUCAUACUGUAACAAAUUAAGAAAACUUCCAAAUGGACUACACUUUUGUAGUUCCAUCCGACAUGUGAAAAUAGACCAAUGUUCAAAUUUGACCAUAAAUAUGAGAAACAAGUCGGAAUUUUGUUAUUUUUAGGCAUUGGUCCG
Cucumis melo (muskmelon) is the source of this 1733-nucleotide messenger RNA. Its product is annotated as disease resistance protein RGA2-like. Lineage: Eukaryota; Viridiplantae; Streptophyta; Magnoliopsida; Cucurbitales; Cucurbitaceae. Gene Ontology annotation, biological process: defense response to other organism. The transcript has a single exon. The coding region runs from base 1 to 1086 and encodes 361 amino acids. The record is from RefSeq and is a predicted model, not a curated record.